Aphidius gifuensis is the source of this 544-nucleotide messenger RNA. RefSeq lists its product as uncharacterized. The record is from RefSeq and is a predicted model, not a curated record. The coding region runs from base 1 to 429 and encodes 142 amino acids. The transcript is spliced from 4 exons. NCBI's taxonomy places the organism in Eukaryota, Metazoa, Arthropoda, Insecta, Hymenoptera, Braconidae.
AUGUCUUCUUUUUCUUCAAAUUCAAGUUUUGAAGAAAAAAUCGAGGCUGUUUAUGAAAAACUUAAAAAAGACAGAGAAGAGGAAGAUCAACGUAUAGAAGCCAGUGGUCGUCUAGAUUAUUAUAGACCACGAAAUAUUAGUGAAGCUACCAUAAAGCAUAAUCGAUUAGUACUAAUUAAAAGACACGUAGCAGUAAAACUAUUGUUACACAAAAAAGACGAUGAAAUUCAUCGUCACAAACAAAAUGAACCAACACCUAUGACAGAUGCUCAUAAAAACAAACUAACAACUCUUCAAAGUGAGCAAAUGGCUCUUUUAGUAGAGCUCGCAGCUAUUAUUAAGCUAAGUCUUGAAGAUUCCGCUAAAGUAGCCUAUAGAAGAAGAAUGCCUCUAAAAACAUCAAGCAAUUGUGGAUGGAAAAUUUAUUAAAUUAAAAAAUAAAAAACAACUGAAAUAUAAUUUUUAUAUAAAUAAGCCAUUUGAUAAAUCACAUGUAAUGCUUGAUCAAUAACAUCAGCAACCCCUCUUUUAGCAUAACAAUAAC